AUGCGGGAAUCCAACUUUGCAUUCCCAGCGCAGAAUCGGGCCUGCGUAUGCAUCUCUUCCCAGCUUUACGACCGCAGAGCCCUUGACACGAAUUCCCCUUUGCCAUUGUUCAACUCGCUGACCCACCUCACGUAUCUGACGUCCACCUCCCCCCGCAUUCGCGAGAUUAUGACCAUGGAUGGCGGGCUCGAACGCCUUGUUCGCAUCCUUCAUGACUUUUGUAUCUGUCCUCCUCCGCCUGAAAACCCAACACUGUUCUAUGGACUCUCGCCACCGUCGUCGCAUCCGCUCAAGCUAACGCCGACGCUAAAUCCGAAGCAGUUCGACAAGCAGGCCCAGUACCGCUUCAGCCUCGCAUUUCAGUGCGUCGUCAACAUCGGCGUGCGCGGGAGU
This is a messenger RNA of Postia placenta MAD-698-R-SB12, 393 nucleotides long. RefSeq lists its product as hypothetical. Gene Ontology annotation, cellular component: MUB1-RAD6-UBR2 ubiquitin ligase complex. The annotation marks the transcript as partial. The transcript is spliced from 2 exons. The record is from RefSeq and is a predicted model, not a curated record. Gene Ontology annotation, biological process: establishment or maintenance of cell polarity; ubiquitin-dependent protein catabolic process. NCBI's taxonomy places the organism in Eukaryota, Fungi, Basidiomycota, Agaricomycetes, Polyporales, Adustoporiaceae.